Messenger RNA from Lasiosphaeria miniovina, 960 nucleotides. RefSeq names its product geranylgeranyl diphosphate synthase. The coding region runs from base 1 to 960 and encodes 319 amino acids. The transcript has a single exon. Gene Ontology annotation, biological process: isoprenoid biosynthetic process. NCBI's taxonomy places the organism in Eukaryota, Fungi, Ascomycota, Sordariomycetes, Sordariales, Lasiosphaeriaceae. The record is from RefSeq and is a predicted model, not a curated record. Gene Ontology annotation, molecular function: prenyltransferase activity.
AUGGCACAGCCCCCGCCCGACCCCAGCCGCUUCGCCACGGAAGACUUCUUCUCUCAUUCGAGGCGGACAUGGUCGGACGAGAAGGAGAAGGUGCUCACAGGCCCGUUUGACUACCUGAACGACCACCCAGGCAAGGACUUUCGGUCCAUGCUGGUGAAGGCGUUUGACGCCUGGCUCGAGGUGCCGUCUGAUAGUCUCGAGGUCAUCACAAAGGUGGUGGGCAUGCUGCACUCAGCCUCGCUGCUGGUCGACGAUGUUGAGGAUAACAGUCUCCUCCGGCGAGGCUUUCCAGUUGCACACACCAUCUUUGGCGUGCCGCAGACUAUUAACAGCUCCAACUACGUCUACUUCCUCGCGCUGCAGGAGCUCCAGAAGCUCAAGAACCAGCGGACCAUCAACGUCUACUGCGAGGAGCUCGUGAACCUGCACCGCGGGCAGGGCAUGGAUCUGUUCUGGCGCGACACGCUGACGUGCCCGACCGAGGACGACUACCUGGAGAUGGUGAGCAACAAGACGGGCGGGCUAUUCCGGCUGGGCAUCAAGCUGAUGCAGGCCGAGUCGCGGAGCCUGAUCGACUGCGUGCCGCUGGUCAACAUCAUCGGCCUCAUCUUCCAGAUCGCCGACGACUACCAGAACCUCUUCAGCAAGGAGUACACGGCCAACAAGGGCAUGUGCGAGGACCUGACCGAGGGGAAGUUCAGCUUCCCUGUCAUCCACAGCAUCCGCUGCAACCCGACCAAUCUCCAGCUGCUCAACAUCCUCAAGCAGAAGACUAGCAACGAGGAGAUCAAGCGCUAUGCUGUGGCCUACAUGGAGAGCACCAAGAGCUUCGAGUACACACGCAAGGUCAUCGCCACCCUCAUCGAGCGCGCCCGCAAGAUGGCCGACGAGAUUGACGACGGCAGGGGCAAGAGCAAAGGCGUCCACAAGAUUCUCGACCGCAUGGUUCUAAAGGAAUAA